Messenger RNA from Ictalurus punctatus (channel catfish), 4127 nucleotides. It is a transcript of the gene znf750, whose product is annotated as zinc finger protein 750. Gene Ontology annotation, biological process: epidermis development; positive regulation of transcription by RNA polymerase II. Gene Ontology annotation, cellular component: nucleus. Lineage: Eukaryota; Metazoa; Chordata; Actinopteri; Siluriformes; Ictaluridae. The record is from RefSeq and is a predicted model, not a curated record. The transcript is spliced from 2 exons. Bases 2016 to 3884 code for a protein of 622 amino acids. Gene Ontology annotation, molecular function: RNA polymerase II cis-regulatory region sequence-specific DNA binding; promoter-specific chromatin binding; DNA-binding transcription activator activity, RNA polymerase II-specific.
GUAAAUCCUCCUGGUGCAUCCUCACAGUCUCCACACCCCUUUCCUGCUGAGCCUGAUCCUGACUCCAGUACAAACACGGCAGCACAUGCCAAAGAGCCGUGGCAAGGAUCUCAGGCUUGUGGGAGCCACGCUGGUGAAUCGUGGCUCGGGGCCUGACUAAUAUUACCUAGAGAGGUGUUGCCUGAGGGCUCUACCUGGGCAUAGACUCCACCCCACUGACAGCAACACAGAGCGAGACAGGCAUACAGGACCGAUCAGAUACAACGCCCGUAGUCCUCGCACGCACUUCGACACCGACCACGUCGUCGUCCGGGGCCUAGGACGACUUCACGCAGUCCAGAAGGUUCACUCGCCGUGACCACCGCAUCAGAGCAGGUGAGUGAGUCUCGUCUGCAUACCGAGGUUUAAAUGUGUAGCCAAGUGGAGGUUAGACGUGACUGAAACAAGUCUAUCGAUGGUAGGAUCCGGUCAGGUAAUUUAAUGCGGUAUAUUCGGUUGCCGCAGGUGUUUUUUUUUUUACUUUGAUGAAGGAGUAAAUCCACCUGUUACCCAUGGGGCUGUACUGCAAACUCUUUAUAGAUAAUAGAUCGUUUUAACAGUUAACGGAAACACUCGUAAAUAUCUAAUACCUUACUUUUGGACUACUUGGGCUUGAUUAUGCAUUUAAAAACUACUUUAAGAGUGUUUAGAAAGCUUAAAUUGGUGUCAUUCCCCAACCUGUCCGAUCACUAUAGGGCAUAAAGUGGCAUUUAGCUUUAAACGAAAAAGUCACAGAUUAACACAAAAGGAUUUUUUUUUUAUCAAUGGUUUGAUUGGAUUCACUGUAAAACCCUUUCACUACAGUAUACUUUAACAGAAUUUAUUAUUACUUGACUAAUACACAUUUUAAUAUAUUGUUUUGUCAGCGCAAGAUAUUCAGGCUGUAAAAGACAUUCAAAAGAUGUCUAAUAAUAAUAAUGACAAGAAACUGAAAAAUAGGUAUUUCACAACAGAAACUUCUUGAAGCAAUUUUAUUCCUUGGGAGGGAGCGGCAGAACUAAUCCAAAACUGGACUGGCAACCUUUUGUGACAAUGCAUGACAAGCAGGUUCCUUAGGGCAGUGUCUUAAACAACAGAGAAUUUGCAUGUAAUACUUCUCAAGGAAAAGAAAAAAAAAGAAAAGAAAAAAAAAACAAAAAAAAAAAAAACGAGAUCCGCACCCUUCCAAUACCAACCCUGAGGCUUCUAAAUCUUCAGUCUUCUUAGGGCUUUAAUGAAGCAUUCUGUUGCAUUGCUUUUGCACAAAUUAUUGAACUAAGCAUGAAGCUCUCUGUAAAUCUGGAUCAGAAGUCGCAGAAGUCUUAAGUCAUCAAGAACCCAGAGGUGCAAACUGAGCAGUUCUUAAAUGCUUCUUUAAAAAAAAAAAAAAAAAAAAAAAAAAAAGAAUUCAUCAGUAUGGAUUAACAAGCUUUUGAAACCCAUCAAGUACCGUUAUGAUCACUAAUCAGCAGCAGGCAGCUUCCUGUAGUCCUGAAUGCAGGUAAGAUCAUCGUGUGUGUGUGUGUGUGUGUGUGUGUGUGUGUGUGUGUGUGUGUGUGUGCACAAGUGGCGUACAGGUGGGGUUACGGAAAGCAGGUGUCUGCCGUUUCCCACGCCGUCAGAAUAGGAUUUGAAGGAGAGGAGCAAGUCUCCACAGGCCUGCGAUUUCUUCGUCAGAACUGCUCCUACCUGUCGCUGCGUCUUGGCCGGGAGUGUGCGGCAAAUCAAACAAUCAGCAAAGCGCAAGCCAAAAAGCCCUGGGAAAAAAACUGCCUCAGUGUAUGCAAAACAGGCACCAUAGUUUGAAUGUGUACUGACUAGUUGCCAAAUAGUACCCCAGGCGAAAAAACGCAGAUAGCCCCCGGGGAACAGUUCACAUUAGAUCAAGAUAUAAAAAAACAAAAACAAAAAAAACAACAACAGUUAUUUAACAAAAAUAAUGGUGGUUUUACCUUUCUUUCUUUCUUUCAGGACUGAUAAACCUCAACAGGGCCAACAUGGAAACCCGACAAGAGAGAAAACCGAAGAAGCCACAUUACAUUCCCCGUCCUCCUGGCAAGCCCUUCAAGUACCAGUGCUUCCAAUGUCCCUUCACAUGCAACAUCAAGUCCCAUCUCUUCAAUCACAUGAAGUACAACCUGUGCAAGAACUCCAUCUCUCUGGUGUCUCAGCGUGGGGAGCAGACAGGGAAAGCAUCCAGAGUUCCACAGCGCAGCACUUCAUCCAAUCAAGUACACACGGAACCAUUGAUACCUGCUAAACCCAGUCCGAUCCGACCGGACCACCCUAACGGCAAAAUGAGGAUUGUGGAAAAGCUGGAUGAGUUGGCCAUCCAAGAGGUGGAGGGGGGAGAUAAUAAGGAAGGAAAUGAGAGUCCUGCGAAGAAGGUUACAGAAAGUUCUUCUGAGCUGAUCAGCAGUGAAAGCAAGGACCCAGGAACCGCUGAGACCAUGAUUAAGUGCACUUCAUCGUCUGCCUUUUCUCCUGUUCAACGGAAAGGUGAAAACGUGGAGGCUCAGCCUCCACGUAAAGCAGAUCAGCCCUCUUUGCUUGUCCCUGUUCGCCCUUCUUUCCACCCUUUGCCAACCUGGGGCCAGCGAGCCACUUCUGCACCCCUCAAACCCCCUGUAGAACACCCACCGUUCAUGCUCCCCGAAAGAACCACACAUGCCUUUUACCAAACCUAUUUGCAGAAUCAAAACAUCCCACCGGCCUACUGUCUGAGCCUUCAAGAGCACAACAGACCCCUUCUACCAGCACCACUAAUCCCACCCAGUCACCCAUCUCUACUUCAACCAUACCCCUACAGAUACAGUCAUCCCUUUCUCCAAGUUCCACCCUUACCUUACGGUGUUUAUCCUCCUGAACACGUGCCGUCGUUACAGGGCCAGAGGUACAUCCCCAUGGAGAUGUUCGCCCACGGUUUUGAGCCCAGGGACUAUGGAAGGUACCUCUACCAUCAGCCAGGCUCCUACAGCAGGCCGUCAGAAGCCAGAGGGAACCAACAGCACGGAGGAGACAGGGCCACUCGGCAGAGCCCAAUGGCAGGCUGCGCUGCAUCGGGGUCUCCGGACAGGCCGAGCGUUACAGAUAUCAAUCAGCACCAUUCCAUCAACCCACAGCUCUCUGCUCUUCGUGAGCCACAGCCUACCUACCAAUCAGACUGCACCACAACAGGAAGGGGGCCAGUGACAGAACCAGAGAGAUUAUUGAGGAAUCUGUGUACCAAACAGCAAGACAGCAGCACACAAAAGCAAAGAAGUUCUGUGCGAUGCUCUGGCUCCUUAUCAGAGGAAGCUGAGGAGGAAGACAGUGAUGACGCAGCAGCUCCACUAAAUCUGUCCAAGAAGGACCAGAACAGAUCCGUCCGCACGCCUGACCACAUAUCUGACGAAGAGAUCAACUCGGAGUCAGAAAGCGAUGAUGAAAGUGAUGAUGCCCCUCUAGACCUCUGUCUCCGUGACCAGUCCAAUAACCCGGUCCAGACAGGUGCUACCACGAGCUCAGAAGGGGUCCCUGAACAAGUCGGUGUCGGACAAGAUCAGACAAUUUCGUCCGAGCAAGAGCAGUGUGAUCGCAGACACUCCGCAGCAUUCGCCCUCUGCCAGCUGGCCAGCUCCAGCAACGUCAAUACCACUGAACUUCCUUCAGAACCACACACGGACACUCAAAGUCCAAGCUACCAGCAACGUCCUGCCCCAGACCAGGCUCCUAAUGGGGACACUACUGACACAGGCAGGUCUGAGCAGAACAGUGCAGCCCAGGGGAAGAAACGAGCAAGUGACAAGGCCACAAAAACAACGAGCAAGAGAGCGAGGGCGAACGAGCCGGUCCGGGACAAGAGGAGGAGAACCCAGAACUGCUGAUCGGCAUUCAAAGAGGGAAGUUUCGGGGCGCCGAUUUCGAACGCGAGCUUUUGAGCUGGUGAACGUUGCAGAGCAAUUACAGACUUACCUUUGUAGUAUGUAUGUUUUGUAUAUAGCUGUUAUGUGCAGCAUCCUUCGAUAAGUCAUACUUCAGAGUGCAUGUUUAAACUGAUAUUGUACUAUUAUGAUGUACGUUCAACCAUUUAAUUUUUUGUGCAGUAAAUAAAGUGUUUGUAAAACAUA